AUGAGCGUCAUCUGCGAGGCGAUCAUCAGCAAGCUCGCCAUCAAUCUCAUGGUCUCGGGUGCUGACAUCGAUCCCGAGCAGCCCAUUACCUCGUGCGGUGCCGACUCACUCGUCGCCGUCGAGCUGCACAACUGGCUACUUGGCCACGCUGGCGCCGAAGAUCUCGGUCAUCGACGUGCUGCAGGGCCAGAGCCUACUGGAUUGAGUGGGAGUAUUGCUAGGAAAGGUAAGGUCGUUGCAAAAGAGUGUUGGGGCAGGAUGAGUGAGCGUGAGUGGGACCAAGCCCGUAGUCGCAAGUCAUCCUCACUUACUCCAAUCAUGCCUUCAGUAGCGACGAAGCCCACAAAGAAUCAGCUGAGAAGAGCUAAGAAAAAGGCGCACAAGCAUGAGACAAGUGUAGAACCCACCCCAGAACCGGAAAUCAAAACCGAAGCACCUCCUUUGAAACCACCCCUCAACGGCGGGUUGUCCGAGAAGGAACCAAAGCAAGAUGGCUACGAUUUCGAUGCUCCCCUCGUUGUCGACGAGAGCAACCCACUCUUCGACAUGUACAAGGAUAUCAUGGACAAAUUUGAAGAAGCCGACAAGGAGGACCCAGCUUCAAAAGAACCAGAGAAGCCCGAGGUGUACUACGAUGAUGACGACGAUAUUCCUGAUGAGGAUGAACAAAACACUGUUUUGAAAAUGUCAAAGAAGAAGCGCAAGGAGCAGAACAAAAUAUCGGUGGCAGAAUUAAAGGCAUUGGUCAGGAAUCCAGAAAACGUGGACUGGACUGACACAUCAGCAUCAGAUCCGCGACUACUUGUCCACAUCAAAGCCUAUCGCAAUGUGGUACCGGUCCCUACGCAUUGGUCUUUGAAAAGGGAAUAUCUAUCCUCCAAGAGAGGGGUGGAAAAACCAGCAUUUGCCCUACCCAAAUUCAUACAAGAAACGGGUAUUGCUGAGAUGCGAGAUGCGGUACUCGAGAAGCAGGACCAAGCCACUUUGAAACAGAAGCAGCGCGAGCGGGUGCAGCCGAAGAUGGGCAAACUCGACAUUGACUAUCAAAAACUCUAUGAGGCAUUUUUCAGGUUCCAGACCAAGCCAGAGUUGACCCGCUACGGUGAGGUGUACUACGAAGGGAAAGAGUAUGAGACUAACUUGAGACAUCUUCGACCGGGCGAACUGAGCGACGAGCUGAAAGAUGCUUUGAACAUCCCACCGGGCGCACCACCACCCUGGCUCAUCAAUCAGCAACGAUUUGGUCCCCCACCCUCAUAUCCCGCUCUCAAGAUACCCGGUCUGAAUGCAGCCAUCCCUCCCGGUGCUUCUUGGGGCUUCCAGCCUGGUCAAUGGGGCAAGCCACCGGUUGACGAGGCAACAAAUCGUCCAUUGUAUGGUGGUGAUUUCAAUAACAUCUUCCAGACCCUGCAAAAGCCGCAACGCGGUGAACCGGUGGAGAAGGAUCUGUGGGGCGAGCUUCAAGAACCUGAGGAGGAGUCAGAGGAGGAGGAUGAUGACGAAGAGGAAGAAGAGGAAGAGGACGAGGAUCGCGGAGCGGGCUUGCAGACCCCAAGCGGUCUGGAGACUCCCAGUGGAAUGGCAUCUACGAUUCCGUCUGAGUUUGGCGGGGCCGAAAGUGUGUCGGAAUUUGAUCUCCGAAAGAGAAGAGGCACCGAGACGGAAGAGUCGUCACAUCCAAGAUCUGCGUACCAGGUUAUCCCGGAGCAUCAAACUCGGGUGCAGGGUUUCUUUGGAGGUGACAGAGCAUAUGACCUGAAGAGUGCGCAAAGCAAUGUACCGGUGCUAGGACAAGAGGAAAGCAGGAAAAGGAAGAAGCCAGGCGAUGUGGAUGUUUCAAUGGAUCCGGAUGCACUACAGACCCAUGAUGGGAUUGACAAGGGGGAUUUGAAGAAUUUGUAUGAGCGACAGAAGAAGGCUGAAGAGAAUCCCAACUGGGGCUUUCAAGAGGAUCUGAGCGACAUGAUUGCAAGCGAAAGCCGCAAAAGAUUGAAGAGAGACGAGGAACGGAAAGGGAGGCGUGAUGGCUACGAUCCUGAUGUCACACACCUCGGCAGAGGCGAAAGCUACAGACCCGGUGGCGGAGGAGGCGCACCUCCAUACAGACCUGGCCCGGCUCGAGAACGAGGAAGUGGAGAUAAAUGGAUUUCAGAUCGACGAGACUCAGAUAGAAGAGAGGACAUCGACUCCUACGUACCACCAACAAGCCGGAGAGCCGAAAGACCACGAAGUCGCUCCCCUGCUGGUUUUCGGCGACGGUCGCGUAGUCCUAUUCGGCGAGGCAGAGACGACACUUAUCCCGGCAGGCCACGAUCUCCACCGCGACGAUAUUCUCCCAGACGAAACGACCGUCCAACGUCCCCUCCCAGGAGGCGCUCUCGAUCUCCAUAUGGUGCUAGACCUCUCAGUCCUCCAAUAAAACGACCUCGCGACGAUUCUCCAUCGUAUGUUCGGCGAUCUCCUCCGCCUGCGAAGCGGGAAAGACUCACCUCACCGGACCGCAGACGGUUUGAUCGUCCUCGUUCUCAUCCUCGAAGACCAUACUCGCCGCCACCGCGUGACGCGGGGCCGAGGGGAUAUAGGACAAGAUCUCGGACACCGCCCAAGCGUGACGAGCGAAGAAAGAUUUACAAUGACGAUAAUUGGAGACGCCGAUCGCCAUCACCCCGAGCCGCACCAUCUGGUCCUGCCUCUGGCGCUACGUCAAGACGGUCUUCCCCACCAAUUCAUCCUGAUCGCCUGAGCCUCGCCGGUUCCAGAACUCGCUCCCCUGCGUACCUGCCACCUCGGUCGCACGAUUCGCGGCCACCACGAUCUCCUAUCUCACGGCCUAGAUCUCCGGCACGACACGAAAGAUCUCCGCCAAGACAGCAGUCGCCUCCUCGCAGCUACGUUGAUCGAACCCGCCCGCCAUCUUCUCCCCGUCAAGACAAUCGUCGAAAUGAUGAAGCAGCUUCAUCCAGCCAGCCUCCGUCUGGUCCUGGGGGUUAUCGCAAUGGCAACUACGGUCGUCCGCCGCCAAGUGGACCAUCACGCGGCUAUAGUGAGACCCCUCAAAUGUCGCCUCCAGCUGGCCCAUCGAAUUCGUCCGUGUCAAUGUCUGCCCAUAAUCGCCCUAAUCCUGCAAUGUUGUCUGCUCCUACUCGUCCACGUGGUGCCCCUCCUGGUCGUUUUGAUGGACCUCCUCGAGACUUCUCCGCUCCGCCACCUAGACGGGGUGGGUAUGGAGGCCCACCCCCAAGGGCGGCAAGUUAUGAUACACGAGAUGGACCUCAUCCGGGACCAAGAGGUGGCUUUGGUCGUGGAGGCUACGGACGUGGCGAUGUGGGAUAUGGAAGGGGAGAUUCUGGAUAUGGAAGAGGUGAUGCAGGUUAUGGACGGGGUGAUUCCGGCUAUUCAUCUCACCGAGCCACUUUUGGACGCGAAGACGGUCCACCUCCGUUCCGAUCACACAAUAACAGUUCUAGCACGACUUAUCCACGUACCCAACGCUUCAACAAAACAUCGCAGCAUCUGGCCAGUCUGGAGAAGAUCGUUCCCGGCGGUAAAUUGGCACCUACUGGUAUGAGCCCUGAACAGGAAAAGAGAAUUAAGCUGUUAGAGGAGGCGGCCGAGAAAAUGCGGGAGGAAAUCGAGGAGAAACAGAAGUCCAAGCGCGAAGCGCUAAGGGAAUGGGAUGUGCGUCAGAGGGAGAGUGAGAGGGAAGGACUGAGAAGUGAGCUGGCUGAAAGACAUCUGGAGAAAUUGACCGAGGGCGAAGAUGGUGCUGGAGCGGCAUUCUGA
Molecule: messenger RNA, 3783 nt
Organism: Endocarpon pusillum Z07020
Lineage: Eukaryota; Fungi; Ascomycota; Eurotiomycetes; Verrucariales; Verrucariaceae
Exons: 4
Coding region: 1-3783 (1260 amino acids)
Biological process (GO): mRNA splicing, via spliceosome
Cellular component (GO): nucleus; U2 snRNP; precatalytic spliceosome
Molecular function (GO): phosphopantetheine binding
Source: RefSeq, a predicted model, not a curated record